Messenger RNA from Pseudophryne corroboree (corroboree frog), 853 nucleotides. Its product is annotated as lysozyme C-1-like. Lineage: Eukaryota; Metazoa; Chordata; Amphibia; Anura; Myobatrachidae. The coding region runs from base 287 to 727 and encodes 146 amino acids. The record is from RefSeq and is a predicted model, not a curated record. The transcript has 4 exons. Gene Ontology annotation, molecular function: lysozyme activity.
UCAGGUUUCUAACCAUCGGGAUGCCGUGAUCGGUAUUCUGGCAUAUUAGCCCCAACCCUUGAUAAAAGUUGCCACUUACCUGUAGCGUAGAUGGAACAUUCUCCUUUGGCAUAUUUCCAAGUCUGUACCAUUUAACAGCUGCAUGUUAUCUGGAAGAAUGUAUAUUUAUGUUGUAUAGGUUAAUGGUUUAUUAAGUGUGACAUUGAUGUCUGUCUAUAUAAAGUCUGCUUAGGGGCCUUCAACGUUGCAUCUCUUCAAGCCAUCGGCAAAGGCAGUGACCGGCACCAUGAAGGCUGUAUUGUGCCUGAUCUACCUCACUGUCUUUGUGGGCAGUGAAGCCAAGGUGUUCACAAAAUGUGAGCUGGCGACAACACUGAAGAACGCCGGUCUGGAUGGAUACAAUGGCUACAGCCUGGCUAACUGGAUGUGUUUGGCCUACUAUGAGAGCCGCUAUACCACCAAUGCCAUGUAUGACAAUGGCUGGAGUCGCGACUAUGGCAUCUUCCAGAUCAACAGCUACUGGUGGUGUAAUGACGGCAAAACUUCCGGGGCGGUGGGCGCUUGUAGCAUCAGCUGCAACAGUUUGAUGGAUGACAACAUCAGUGAUGACAUCACAUGUGCCAAAAGAGUCGUACGAGACCCUAACGGCAUGGGUGCCUGGGUGGCCUGGAAUAACUAUUGCAAGAACAAGGAUGUGAGCAGCUUCGUCAGUGGAUGUGCUGUGUGAAGCGGAACGCCAGACCCCAUCGCGGUGCCUUCACUACUCAGUUCCAGCUCCACAACAAAAACUCCUGUUGAUUGAUUAAUAUUUUUGGACAGUGACUGGUGGGAAUAAAAGUCAUGAAAAUAAUAA